CAUUAGCUGACCAGGCCAGGCGGAACCAAGAUGUCGGCGUCAGUGUUUUUGCUCCUUAUCCUGGGACUUGCAGGACUCUCCUCCAUCACAGCCAUUCGAAUCAAAGGGAACGACACCAGUGGGUUUUUCAAGGAUCAGCGGAUCAUUGGAGGCCAGGCGGCCGAGGAGGGAUUCGCUCCCUAUCAGAUAUCCUUGCAGGGCAUCUCGGGCGCCCAUUCCUGUGGCGGUGCCAUAAUAGCCGAGAAAUUCGUCCUCACAGCCGCCCACUGCGUGGUGAACGCCAACAUUCAAUGGCUGGUGGUCGUCACGGGCACCAAUCAGUACAACCGUCCAGGAGGCAGGUACUUCCUGGAAGCCAUCCACAUCCACUGCAACUACGACAAUCCCUCGAUGCACAAUGACAUCGCCAUGUUGCAACUGAUUGAGCCGAUUGUGUGGAACGAACGCACCCAACCAAUUCCACUGCCCGUGGGGCCCAUGCAGCCGGGUGACGAGGUGAUCCUCACCGGCUGGGGAUCCACCGUGCUCUGGGGCAUCACUCCCAUCGAUCUGCAGGUUGUGUACCUUCAAUACGUUCCGCACAAGGAGUGCCUGGAGUUGCUGAGCAACGAUCCGGACUGCGAUGUGGGCCACAUCUGCACCUUUUCGCGUCAGGGCGAAGGUGCCUGCCAUGGCGACUCCGGAGGACCUCUGAUCAGCAAUGGCUACCUCGUGGGGCUGGUAAACUGGGGAUAUCCCUGUGCAACUGGUGUUCCGGACGCCCAUGCCGGUGUAUUAUACUACUUGGAUUGGAUACGCAAGGUCAUGAGUGGGAAUUCGAAAUGCACUGGCUUUGGCUCUUACCAGGCCUAGACGUUCCGUGUUCGACGACUAUCGUUGUUCAUAAAAUAGCCCAGUUUAUAAGGCCACGAUAAAUUAGCCCUCGAUAAGAACGGGGGCCAGUUAAUAAAGUUUUGAUAGCGAUGAAGUUGA
Molecule: messenger RNA, 972 nt
Organism: Drosophila takahashii
Lineage: Eukaryota; Metazoa; Arthropoda; Insecta; Diptera; Drosophilidae
Product: chymotrypsin-1
Biological process (GO): proteolysis
Molecular function (GO): serine-type endopeptidase activity
Source: RefSeq, a predicted model, not a curated record